Cariama cristata (Red-legged seriema) is the source of this 2634-nucleotide messenger RNA. It is a transcript of the gene ARHGEF10, whose product is annotated as Rho guanine nucleotide exchange factor (GEF) 10. The annotation marks the transcript as partial. The record is from RefSeq and is a predicted model, not a curated record. Gene Ontology annotation, cellular component: centrosome. The transcript is spliced from 21 exons. Gene Ontology annotation, biological process: positive regulation of stress fiber assembly; actin cytoskeleton organization; mitotic spindle assembly. Gene Ontology annotation, molecular function: guanyl-nucleotide exchange factor activity. Lineage: Eukaryota; Metazoa; Chordata; Aves; Cariamiformes; Cariamidae.
AUGGAAAAGUCAACCCCCCCACCUCCACCAAAGUUUCUAGAGCAUGAACCAAAAGCCACGGGUACAAACGAUGAAGAGGAGGAGGAGGGAGAACAGUUUGACUUUGACAGUGGAGACGAAAUACCAGAAGCAGACAGGCAAGCCCUUGUGCCACCUCCUCCUGAUCCUGGAAAUAACAUAGAGCUGCAAGAGGCUAACACCACAGGGGCUGAUAGUUUAGAAACCAACGAGAAGCUCCAAACAUCAGAACCUGCUGCAGAAGGCACUCCAGCCAAAGUAAAUCCCUACUCAGUCAUAAAUAUUUCACCAAUCCAAGACAAGGAUCCAUCCUCAUCACCAGAACUGAGUCCUCAAGACGAAUGUGCAAGUCCAAACGUGCCCGGUGGAUAUUCUGUUCCGGUCCCCUGUGGCUAUGCUGUGCCAUCUAAUUUACCUUUGAUACUGCCAGCAUAUUCCAGUCCUGUCAUAAUACGCAGUGUUUCUGUAGAUGAAGAAGGUAUGCAGUCAGCAACUGAAGAAUGCCAUUGUAAUUCUGUAAACUCAGUGGAGCCUCAAAAUAGUGAAGAUAAUCAGGCCAAGAGAGAGGAUGAUGCUCUGGCCAAGUGGGUUGCAGAUCCUGCAAAUACAGCAUGGAUGGAAAAUCCAGAUGAAGUAAUUUAUGAUGAUGUGCCAAGAGAAAAUUCAGACUCUGAACCAGAGGAAAUGAUUUAUGAUGAUGUUGAAAACGGUGAUGAUGGUGGCAACAGCUCGCUGGAAUAUGGGUGGAGUUCAAGUGAGUUUGAAAGCUAUGAAGAACAGAGUGAUUCUGAGUGUAAAAAUGGAAUUCCCAGCUCCUUUUUGCGAGGCAACCACAAGAGACAUCUUUCUCAUGACCUAACGCGUUUAAAGGAGCAUUAUGAAAAAAAGAUGAAAGAUUUGAUGGCAAACACUGUGGGAGCAGUAGAGAUUCAGCAACUAAAGCAAAAACAUGAGCUGAAGAUGCAAAAGCUUAUGAGAGCUGCUAGAGAAGGUACCAAAGAUGGGCUGGAAAAGACAAAAGCAGCUGUGAAAAAGGGUCGUUCUUUCAUUAGAACAAAAUCUUUUAUUUCUCAAGAUCAUAGAUCAUCAUGUCUGGAAGAAGAGGAGCUAAAUUUAUUUAUUGAUGUGGACUGUAUGCAUACAGAAGCAAUUAUGACUCCAAUGCCUGAAGGAUUAUCACAGCAGCAGGUUGUGAGAAGGUAUAUUUUGGGCUCUGUAGUUGACAGUGAGAAGAAUUACGUGGAUGCUCUCAAAAGAAUCCUGGAGCAAUAUGAGAAGCCCCUUUCAGAUAUGGAACCAAAAUUAUUGAGUGAAAGAAAACUCAAAAUGGUCUUUUACCGAAUUAAGGAAAUUCUUCAGUGCCAUUCGAUGUUUCAGAUUGCACUGGCGAGUCGUGUUUCUGAGUGGGACUCUGUUGAAAUGAUCGGUGAUGUCUUUGUUGCUUCAUUUUCUAAAUCUAUGGUAUUGGAUGCAUACAGUGAAUAUGUAAACAACUUCAGUACAGCAGUAGGGAUUCUGAAGAAAACAUGUGCCACCAAACCUGCCUUUUUAGACUUCUUAAAGCAGUGCCAGGAGUCAAGCCCUGAUCGAAUUACACUGUAUGGUUUAAUGAUGAAACCUAUCCAGCGCUUUCCGCAGUUCAUUCUACUAUUGCAGGACAUGUUGAAGAACACUAAUAAAGGACAUCCCGACAGAUUACCUCUACAGAUGGCUCUUACGGAACUCGAAACACUGGCAGAGAAGUUAAAUGAAAGGAAAAGGGAUGCGGAUCAGCGCUGUGAAAUAAAACAAAUAGCAAAAGCAAUGAACGAACGUUAUCUGAACAAGCUACUCAGCAGUGGAAACAGAUACCUCAUACGGACUGAUGAUAUGGUUGAGACAGUUUACAAUGAUAAAGGAGAAAUUCUCAAAACCAAAGAACGACGACUUUUCAUGUUAAAUGAUGUGCUGAUGUGUGCAACAGUAAAUAUUCGCUCAUCCUAUGACAGCAGUGGUGCCGUGACAACUGGCCAGAGGUAUUUAUUGAAGUGGAGCGUACCACUGGGCCAAGUGGAAGUCAUAGAGUAUGGCAGCAGUGAGGGCCAAGGAGAGAACUGCAGGUUUCCACCCCAGCACUCUGCUGAAAAUGUCGUCAUUAACUCUAAGCCAAACAAGCUCUAUAUGGGACCAGGGCAACUGUACCAUGAUCUGCAGAACCUCUUACAUGACUUGAAUGUAGUUGGUCAAAUUAGUCAGUUAAUAGGCAGCCUUAAAGGAAACUAUCAGAACUUAAACCAAUCUGUAGCCCAUGACUGGACUUCAGGUUUACAAAAACUGAUUUUGAAAAAAGAAGAUGAAAUCAGAGCGGCAGAUCGCUGUAGAAUUCAGCUGCAACUCCCAGGAAAACAGGAUAAGUCUGGGCGGCCCACUUUCUUUACAGCUGUGUUCAAUACAUUUACCCCUGCCAUCAAACAGUCCUGGAUCAACAAUUUGCAAAUGGCUAAACUGGCCCUUGCAGAGGAUAACCUGUUAGGUUGGUUCUGUAUAGAAGAUGAUGGGAAUCAAAUCAAAAAGGAAAAACAUCCUCUCCUUGUUAGACACAUGCCAGUGAUGAUGGCCAAGCAACAGGAGUUUAAG